Molecule: messenger RNA, 1134 nt
Organism: Hippoglossus stenolepis (Pacific halibut)
Lineage: Eukaryota; Metazoa; Chordata; Actinopteri; Pleuronectiformes; Pleuronectidae
Gene: lin37
Product: lin-37 DREAM MuvB core complex component
Exons: 9
Coding region: 110-835 (241 amino acids)
Biological process (GO): negative regulation of transcription by RNA polymerase II
Cellular component (GO): Myb complex; transcription repressor complex
Source: RefSeq, a predicted model, not a curated record
CGUCAGACACCGUGUGCAUCCCGGUUACCGGCCGUGAACGUUUGGCUGUAGAAGUAGUUGUUUUUCUGACAUUACCGUGUUGACUACCUCCGUCGAUAAGGUGGAGACAAUGCACCACGUCAAGAUCAAGACUGAACGGCCAGAUGCGGAGGGGGCCGGUGCACGCACCCGAUUGGAUGCUGUGUUAAAUAGGCUGGUUGAGAAGACCGAAAAUGAAAGGGAUCAAAAUGAGGGCGAGACUGGGAAAACUUCAGCAGACUCUUUAAACAAGGAUUUGUCUCCAUCGUCUUCUGGAAAAAGACCCUCAGCUCGAUUUCCACAGCACCGGCGGAAGAAGCGAAAAGAGAUGGAUGAGGGCUUACCAGAGAGCAAUCAGCAUAAACAAAAUGCUUACAUUAUUAAGUUGUUUGAUCGCAGUGUGGAUCUGGCUCAGUUCAACACCAGCACCCCACUGUAUCCUAUCUGCCGUGCCUGGAUGAGAAAUAAUCCAUCUGUUCGAGAGCCGGCCGCUUACCCAAGCCCCCCACACAGCAUGGCAGAGGAGGAGGCCUCAGACAUGAUCAAUGGUCAGAUUGUGUACAGACUCCCCCCUCCAACCUCCUGUCCAAUCAGCACCUCCGGUGAACCCGUCAAUCUCAGGAUCCCUCAUACCGAAAAACCCAGUGUUUCCAAGUUGGCAUCGACAGUUCCUGUACCAGGAUCUCUCAUAUGUGACCACAUGGAACGUUGGAAGAAGAUAAGGCAAAAAUGGAAGGAGUGUUCCAGUAAGAACCAAUUAAGAUACAGCGAGAGCAUCAAGAUCCUGAAGGAGAUGAAGGAGCUCUAUGAUCGCUAAUUGUAGCUGCUAGCUCGCCAACUUGGAAUGGACUCUUUGCUGUUGAAAAGGAAACAUGGAGUAAAACUCCAAGAGACAAGUAGACUCAUACGAACCCAUCAACUGAACCUGGAGCCUUAAAUGAAGCAUACGUCCAAUGUAUUGCAGAAUUGUUUUUGCAAAGAAUCUUUAAGUUUGGAGUGUGAUGUGGGACUGUUUUGUCUGAUGUGCUCACUCAUCAGCAGUAUUUUUCAAGAAAAACUGGCUUGUGAAUUCUCAUCACUAACAAGAUUAAUUAAAGUUCAUUUUGGUCUCUUCCA